GACACUCCUUUAAAGAAAACCGGAAACUCAUUGAUGAGGAAGAAAUAGUUAGCAAGCUAGCAACCAACACACACAAAAAAGUUUUAUACUCGUCGUUAUUAAGACUAAAGUCCCUAAAAAUCUUAACAAUGUCGGGGUCAUCGAGUAUCGUGGCGAUGAAGAAAGUCGUCCAACAGCUACGCCUUGAAGCUGGCAUCAACAGAGUGAAGGUGUCCCAGGCCGCGGCGGACCUGCAGCAGUUUUGCCUCCAGAACGCCCAGCAGGACCCUCUGCUCACCGGCAUGUCGUCCAGCAACAACCCGUUCAGACCGCAGAAAGUCUGCUCCUUCCUAUAGCACCGACACACCGACCCCUCUGCCUCUGUGUGGACAUUGUGGUGCCUUGUGGAAAUGGGUUUCAGGACCUGCGCUGUGGACUGGAAUCGUCUCAGGAGUGUUCGGGACUUUGGAGACAAGCGACUAACUUAACUUUUUUUUGUUUUUGUUUUUUUUUACUUUUGCCUUUGUAAAAUCUCAUACUGAAACAUUUCCAGGUGCUCACGUGACACCAUAAAUGUCUUAACCUACUUGCUUAGAAGUAACUAAUCCAUAUCAACACACACACAUGUGCCUUUUGAACUGUACAUUUUUCAUGCCUCAUUGUGAAAAUAAAUAAAUGGUGUUUCCACAUUUUAAA
Molecule: messenger RNA, 675 nt
Organism: Epinephelus fuscoguttatus (brown-marbled grouper)
Lineage: Eukaryota; Metazoa; Chordata; Actinopteri; Perciformes; Serranidae
Product: guanine nucleotide-binding protein G(I)/G(S)/G(O) subunit gamma-5
Exons: 3
Coding region: 129-335 (68 amino acids)
Biological process (GO): G protein-coupled receptor signaling pathway
Cellular component (GO): heterotrimeric G-protein complex
Molecular function (GO): G-protein beta-subunit binding
Source: RefSeq, a predicted model, not a curated record